AUGGAACAAGAAAUAAGAGAUAGGGGAAUGACAUGGGUUUUUAAAGGAACAGUGGAUGAAAUGAAGGAUUCAUUUAUGGAUCACGUUGAUGGUACGAGGCGACACAAGAUAUACCAACACUUGGAAAGUGACUGCUCUACCUGUUGUAAAGAAAAGGGUAAGAUUGUAAAUCAUUAUUUUUCUAAUUACCACAUGACUUAUUGAUAUGCACCAACAUGCAGUGCGUCCCAGAUUAUAUAUGACAGAAAACACGAAGGUAUAUAUAAACAGCGGGCAAUAUAAGCGCCUAUACUGAUAUUGAUGUACAGUAACAUCUUUCAUUAAAUUCCAUCAGUCAAUUAAAAUUUGCAAUUAUAAUAUGUGGGUGGCUUUUGUUAUACAAAACAUGUUAAACAGUCACCUUGCGGGAUACAUAGCGUUAAUGUUUCAGGAUAAAGUAAUAUAAUAAAAAAUGUGAUUUACCUUACAAUACAGGUUGUAAGAACUUUGUAGCCAUGGAUGGAAUAUGGAAACUUUGACACCCUCAUUGUAUGUACCCAGUGAAAGCAAGAAUCAGUGAUCUGCCUUUGGUCAACUACCUGAAUGUAUGUACAAACGAGCCUGAGAGCCAACAGUUGGCGUUCUGUUCCACACACAGUGUGCUAGCUUCUAAACACGGCAUUCCUACCAAUCUAAGAGAAUUUUUACACAAUUAUUGUAAAGUGGAAAAAUGCAUUGAUGGUAUGUAAACACAAAACAAUAGUGAAUAGAUGGUAUGUUUUAAAUAUGUGUGUUUAAAUUACAUUACGUAUAUUCGUACUUGAUUAACGUGUUAAAAGACAUCAUUCUAUGACAACGACUUAUCACUCAAAACGUAUUUGUCAACGUUGUCAUACGGCUAAAUCGACAGUAUAUUGAUAAUACAUAACUAUAUUUGCGUCGUCUAUCACUAAAUGUUGUGUACAUGUUUUGUAUAACUUUUAGUAUUCGAUUCAUCAACCAUUAAUUUAAGUGAUGCCAGGCAAAUCAACAACGCUGCGUCAAAUCUGCCGGACAGGGAUCAAACACCUUCAAAUGUUGCAGAUUCUCAAGGUAUACAUCAAUUAAUGCUGAAUUCACAAUAUUUACUGGUUAAAUUAAUGUUAAACACUUCAUGUUCAGAAAUAAUAUUUCUAUACUGGUUUUUCAAUUAAUUAACUACACAUAUGUUAAUUCAUAAUAUUUACCUCCGCCAGGAGGUUAUGUAAUCAUCUGGGUUUGUAUGUGUGUGUGUGUGUGUGUGUGUGUGUGUGUGUGUGUGUGUGUAUGUGUGUGUGUUUGUCUGUGAGCACGAUAACUCAUGAAAUACCAAACAUAUUCACACAAAAUAUUUUGAGUGCAUAAGGAAGAACUGAUUAAAAUUUGGUUGAAUUUGGUUAAAAAUUGAACGAGAAAUGAACAAAAUUUUGUCUUGCUUUUCCCGGUCAAUUAAAAAAAAACUCACUGAAUGUGUAAUUAGGACGUGUAUAAUGUAUGCACGCAGUACUAAGAAGACAAUGAGAUGAUAAACCUCAUUAAGCUUCAGCCCUAAUUAUCUAUCGUCUUAGUUGCAUUUCACACGACCGAAAUUUAAUGUGGGCGGAGGUAUGCAGUCUCUGAGUGCCCUCUAGUUAUUCCUGUGUUUGAUCUUUGGAUCAUUCAAGAAGAAAUGUAGGCUAGUACCAUAGGUGAAAAAUCUCAUCUUGAUCGACUUUUUCACUGUCCAAGCAUCUGAUAUGAUAUCAUUGGGUGAAUUUACUGUAAAUGAAUUCCUUCAAAAAUUCACAAAAUGUCAUAAUAUCUGGAAACUUUAACAGUGAAAAAGUUGACGAAGAUAGGUUAUUUUAAACAAUAAAAUCUAUUUUGUAUCUUCUUAAGCCCUGGGCAAACUAGGAAACAUUUUUGCGGAAACAUUUGUGAUUUGCGAUGUUUCCUCAAAUGUUUCCAUGUUUGCCCACCCGUGUAUGGAAACAAUUGUUGCAGAAACAAAAUUUGCUUCCCGAGAAGCAAAAAUGUUUCCUAGCAAAUGCAGAAACAUUUGAUGUUUCCCCAUGUUUCUUACUAAUGUUUCCUAUAGUGUUUGCCCACUCUUGGAAGCAUGGCGAAACAUUGGCAGGAAACAAUGUUUCCGCAACAAUGUUUCCUAGUUUGCCCAGGGCUUUAGAAUGAUAUUUGGCAUUAUUGUAAAGUUUCAUGGCCAUGUGGGAACUACCGAUUUGGCGAUUUCUAUACUCAACAAAAAAGUUAUAUGGAUACAAUUGUUCCCUUCCAAUUUUGCACCCCCAAUAUUAUGUGGCCGGCAAGAGAACACAUGCAUGUUUUCAAAAUACGAAUGGAAUUGAAAAUCCACUAUACUGCUAAAAUCUGUAAACAUCUAUAUGGAGGAAGUUAUUCUAGAGUUUUAAAAGUGUGGCUUUUACCUACAGAUUUUCGUGUAUUAUAGGAACGUUUACUUUGUAUAAGCUUUACAUUUCAAAUUCAUAAUAUGUUUAAAGUGUGUUCCCAAACUUGAAAAUUUUAUAUAUUUUUUAAAGGAACAUCCACUUUGUUGGAUACAUGAUUGAACUAUAAUAAAUUAAUUGAAAUUGGAAAGGUAUAAUCCAGACUCCAUUUUGGCAAAUUGUAAUAUGAUUACCACAAUGCCAUUCAUUAAAGUGCCUAUAUCACUUGUGUGACCUUUAUGGAUUUGAAAAGAGGGUAAAAAGUUAGUUAAUAAGUUCAAAAGAUUUUUUUUAGUGAAAUAGUUUUGAUGAUAUAGGCCUUUAAACAAUGAACUGUUCCUGAGUCCCAGCCUCCUGGGGCCGGUUGUUCAAAGCUGGGUUAGCUUAACCCUGGGUUAACCUAAAAUUCAAAGCAAACUUCCUGACAGCUUGUCUAUAAAUUUGGAAAUAUUUUUUCAGAGAUCUUGUCUGGAUCGAUAGGAGUUUACUUCUCUAAAGUCUUGAAAUAAACAGACGUCCAUAAAUAAACAAACUAAAACAGCAGGUUUAAUUUUAACCCAGGGUCAGCGCUAACCCACCUUUGAACAACUGGCCCCAGGGCUCUAAACAGAGCUUUUGAUUUUGGCCUUUUUCCAAUCUGCUCAUUGUGCAUAGGGAGCCUGGGACUCAGGAACUGUAGGUAGUUUAGAGGCCUGUAUCUUCGAAAUUAUUGCACCAAAUCAAAAAAAUAUUUUUAACUUAUUAACCAAAUUUUUACGCUCUUUUCAGAUCCAUAAAAGUCCCACAAGUGAUAUAGGCACUUUAUUGCACAUGAUUUAUACAAUGGGGACUGCAAGGGAUGUGAGAAUAGAGCAUACUUACCAAAUAUUUUUACUAUAUACAAUAUAUAUUGAUCUUUUAGAUUAGUUUAUAUUGGAUUAAGCAGUGACAACAAAUCUCACAUCAUUCCCAAAAUUUUCCACAAGCAGCACUCAACCAGCAGUUGUGUCCUCUGAAUUAUCUACAAACAGUGGUCAACCAGUAAUUGUGUCAGUGUCUCUUGAAUUAGCUACAAACAGUACUCCACCAGUAGUUGUAUCGGCUGAUUUAUAUACAAACAGUGCUCGACCAGUAGUUAUGUUGGCUGAAUUAUCCACAAGCAGUGCUCGACCGGUAGUUGUGUCCUCUGAAUUAUCUACAAACAGUAGUCAACCAGUAAUUGUGUCAGUGUCUCCUGAAUUAGCUACAAACAGUACUCCACCAGUAGUUGUAUCGGCUGAUUUAUCUACAAAAAGUGCUCGACCAGUAGUGUCCCCUGAAUUAUCUAUAAACAGCGCUCGACCAGUAGUCAUGUCGGCUGAAUUAUCCACAAGCAGUGCUUGA
Molecule: messenger RNA, 3800 nt
Organism: Paramuricea clavata
Lineage: Eukaryota; Metazoa; Cnidaria; Anthozoa; Malacalcyonacea; Plexauridae
Source: the annotation of a GenBank genome assembly